AAUNAAUCACUCAUUUUACCUUCGAAUUUUCUUUUAGAACAGCCUGACACAAUGUGUUGUAUUGUCUGAGCCGCAUUUCCACAAUCACAAGCGGGAUUAUCUCGAAGCUUCCACUGGUGCAUAGAAGUGGGGAGGAUGGUGGUUGCCUGCACGUGGCCCUCCCUGUAUGCGCUUGUAGAUUUCCUGAAGACCCUUGUGUACGAAGACAGACUACGAGCGUAUCUAAUACCACCACGAAGGCGCUGAUACCCAGCAACAGACACAGCAUUAUAGAAAUAGGUAUCAUCCUAUAAUAAUAAACCUAAUAUUCCCAGGAUAAAAAUAUUAUUAUAAAGUGUGAACGAAUAUGGCAUUUGUUGCAGUUGUAAAUUUAAUAUUUCAGUUACCUUUCAUUUCAUUCACCUACCUUCGUGAAAAUAGUUCCCGACCAGCAGUGAUAUGAUAUCUUGAAGAAGUCCAAUGAAUGUGAUUUUUAUUUGAUUUAAGUAAACAAUAAUUAUGUAUUUCAUGUAUAUCAUGUAAACUAGAGAAAACAAAUUACAAACCACUGUAAUAUUUUGUUCAUAGUUUACUAAAAGUUAAUUUAAUAUAAUAUAACAUAACAUAACAUAAUGUUUUUCAACUGAUAACAAAAAUGGCGUUCUGUGAUCAUAACCGUGGUCACCACGUUAUAUAGUGCCGUGGUGAUAAAAACAUAAUUACGGGCAACAUAUUAUCAUUAUAGGUAAUUCAAUUUACAAAGGAGAUGCCAUUGUCAAGGAUAUCGGGUCAUAAAUAAAUAAUACCUAAUAGAUACAAUACGUUUCACGAAACUAGCGAUUCCAUAGUAGCGCUUCUGGUGGCAGAUUUUUGUAAAGGUUUUCUAAACGUGUAACUAAAAAAGCGCAGUAAUUUAAAAAUGACGCAGCAAUCAACCAUCGAACAGCUGGCUCUGCUGGUAUGAAUUCUACCUUCCACUAACAAAAAUUGUAUAACCACCAUAUAUGGAGUACCAUAGAUACUCAAUGAUAAACAAAUAAUUAUUUUUAUUCAUAUUUUUUAAAAACCGUGCAGUAUUCAAAAUUGCCGCGUAUUGUGUGCAAGUUUGAGAAACCGUGGAACACUGAAAUUUCACCACCGGAAUCGCCACUGCGGAGUCGCUAGUUUCGUGAAACUUUUUUCUGUUGGUAGUAUUAAGUAUUAAAAAAUACUAUAAUUGAGAUAGUGGGUAAAUCACGGAUAAAACUUAAUGAACUUACUGUACUUGAUUUUAUUUUACAGAAAAGAGCAUUUUUGUAUUUACUGCAAACUAUAUCAUUGUAUUUGUCAGAUUACACGCAAAUCAAAUUACAUUAUUAUCUUUAACAUUUUCAAGUAAGUACCUACUUUAUAGAAUUAUUACAAUAUAUGUAAAUACCUAUAUUUUUAUAACCACAAAAACACAUACUUAAGAAAAUACAAUUAGUUUUUGGUUUACUUCCUCAGAAUUUAUUAUGAAGUAUAUUUAUGCAAACUUAAGAGUCUUUAGUCUUUUGUGAUAUCUUUAUUUAUAUUCUUCCAUAGAAAACAAUGAACUUGGCUUCAAUUUCAAAUUUAGUUAUGUUGCCAAUAUUUGUAAAAUAUUUUUAAAAAAUUGUAUCAAUAUUUUAAACAUAGAUUAUUUCUAAUCACAUGAUUAAGUAUACUAUAAACUUAAUAUGUAUGCUUAUAGUAAAACUCAACAUUAUAUGUUAAUUAGAAUACUAAAUGUCAUUUCAAAUAAAUUUAAAGUGUAAAAACUGCAUUAAAUAUGUCAUAGAAUAAAUCAAAUAGUUUUUAAUAUUUAAGGCUAUAUGUUUAUUUUAGUGCAUACUAACAUAGAUUAGUAAGUAGGUACUAAUAUGUUUAUACUAUUAAUUUUUUUUACUUUGAUGCUGUUUGCGGUUUCUCUAACAAUUUAAGAUUACUUUUUUAAAAGUAACACAUUUUACUGUGUUUACAUUUUACUAAAAGUUAUUUAAUAAUAUUAUAUAUAAAAAGAUUACAAAAAUGUAUUUAAAAUGAAAACAUAUAUUUGUUAUUUAUCAAGUACUUUGUUUAUGUCAUAUACACUAAUCUACAUAUUAUAUUAGAAAUAAUAUAGUAUGUAAAAGUUGUAAAUGUAAGAACAAGUGAUUGAUUGGAUUAAAUCAAUAUCUUAUCCUAAUUCAAGCAUUAAAAGCCUAGUAGUAUAUGUUCCUAUUUAUCCUACAAGAAAACUAAAAAAGUAAUUUAAAUGGUCUUAUGAUAAAAUAUUUUUUAUCAACAAAUUGGUGUAUAAUGGUAGGUAAGCUUAUUUUAUUAUUUGUAGGAAUCUUUUAUUAUACAGGAACUGUAGUUAUGCUACCAGAUUGAAAAAAAAAAUUAGUUUCUUAGUAUUAAAUAUUUUUAUUGUAUUUAUUAGUUUAAUUUAAAGUUUGUUUACUAUUUACUGGUUUUUAUUUACUUUUUAAAUAGGUAAUUUUCUAAAUUCCUGGGUACAAAAGAAAAAUGGAGGAAGAUGAAGGAAAUUUUAUAACUACCCAUAAAAUUAUAAGUUCUGAAGAACUUAAGUAAGAUUAUAUGUUUUAUUAUAAAUCUUAAAAAUAUUUUGAAGGCUAAUUUUUUUAAAAUUUUUUAGGAAGUUAAAGGAUCACCGUAAGUCAUUCUAUAAUAAUAUUGCCAACGGAUCAGUAACUGAACAGCAAUCAUUGAAGCAAAUAAAAUUUGAAUCACGUUUACUUAAUUCGUGUAGAUUUAAAAUUGAUGUAAGAUCAUUAUUAUUAUUAUUAUUAUUAUCUAUACAGUAAAUAAUAUUCUUGUUAUUAAAUUUAUAUUUUUGAUUGUUUUUCCUUUAGCAAUUGAAAAGAGAAAAUAAAAACAACAGUGUUAACACAGAACUACUCAAAUCUUUUGCCAAUCGCAUUAAUGACAUGUAUAUUAUAUUUUUUAAUUCAUUCAAAUUUGACCUAUUCAUGAUUUCAGACUAUGUACAAUUUGGUAUGCAAAAUGUAAGUAAAGGUAGUUUUUAUGAAUAUGGAUAUCAGUUAAAAGACAUCAAGUUCUAAUUAAUUUUGUUUAAGAAAAAACGAUAUAUAUGCCAUCUUAUAGUUUCAUCACAAAAAUUUACGAUAUUUCCACAAACAUUUCCUUAAAAUUUCUUUGUAUUUAAAUUAUACAUUUAAAUGAUCAUCACUUUCAAAAAAUUUCCAUCAGCAUCUACAUAUUUUAUACACAGUUACAUAUGACAUUGACAAUAUAUAUAAUCAGAUUUGAAUAUGUAAAUCACUAAGUAGGUAAUAUGUGUCAUUAAUGUAUUUUCUAUUAAUUAAAUAUUACACCAAUUAUUCUAUACACAAUUUUUUGAUUAUUUGAUUUCCAAAUCAACUGCACAUUUUAUGGAUAUUAUAAUUAGAGAAAUAAGUACUUACUAAUUAUGUGUCUGGACUUAUUUGUUUAACAAUAAAUGUUGUUUCCUAAAAUGUUUUGAUUUUAGAAAUGUUUAACCACUAAAUGUAUACAUGUAUUGGAUGAUUUGAUGUCACGAUGUCGUGUCAGUCCUGAGGUGUAUAUAUGUUGUGCACAUUAUGCAUUUUAUGUAUGUGAUGAUAUAACAGCAACGAGACGAUUUCUAUCAAAUGCCGUUAAGUUUCAUCCUAAAUAUCAAAAUUUAUAUACAGAAGAAUUUUGCAUUGAAAUCCAAUAUAUGGAUAAGAUGGGUGGUACUUCGGCUUCAGACAAAUAUCAACAUUAUAUUAAACUUUUUAAAGAUGACAUGAAUUUCCAUUUUUCUUUGGUAGAUACAAUUUUAAAAUUCAAUGCAGUUACAACAUUACACUGUCUUGUUGUCAGGUAUAAAACCAAAAAAAUUAUAACAAUUUGCAUGAUAUAUAUAAUGUAUACAUGUAUAUAUAUAUUUAAAUAUAUUUGUUUAAUGAAUUAUUUUGUAGUGAUAUGGUCAAAAUAUACUGCCAUAGUGAAUUAAUGUGGCAAAACUUAGCUAAGAUUAAUUUGAAAGGUUUUGCAUACAACUUUGAAUCAUGUGACAAAAAUAUAUAUUAUGUUCAAGACGACUUACAAUGUAUAAGGUUAGAAAAUCUAUUAUAAAGAAUUUUAUUUGUCCAGGAUCUAUUUUCUAAAACAGUAUUAUUUAAUAUUAAUAACAAAAAUAUUUGAGUACAUUAAUUUGCUUUAAAUGCAUAAACAAAUAUCUUCUAUACAAAUUUUAUUAAAGCAUUUUAUGUAAUUGAUAAUGAAUGAUAAUAAUUUAUGAAUUGAUUUCAAAUUGAAAAGAAUAGAGUCAGGUUAUUGACCCUCUCCUUUUGUGAUUUUCAUUUUUUCUUGUUUUUUUUUUUUUAUCACAGAAAGCGAAUUAGGUUACAAUUACUUUUGUUUAAUGCAUAUUUAAGUUCCCAUCCUGACUGAAAUCAUUAUAUCUCCCAAUUUUUUUCACUAUUCGACAAUAUAAUAUUAUCAAUAUAAAAACAAAAAAGUAUUACUUUUAGUAGUCGAUAUCAAACUCUUUUUUUAAAAAAAAAAAUUAUUUUCGUAAGUUUUUCCGUUUUCCCUAUGUUUUUUAAUGAUUAAGAAAACUGCUUGGAAAAUAAAAAAAUUACCCCACUAAAGUAAAUGCAUCCAAUAGAUACACAAUAUAUUAGUAUGCAUAAAACAGUAGUAUCCAUUAUAAGGGAUGAUUUAAAGUCAUAAUAUUAUUCUAAAAUAAACAUUUAUAUAUUUUUAUAAUCCAAAAAAUGCAUUUAUACAGCAUUUGUUUUUGGAUUUUUGAUUUCUGGAUACUACAAAAUCGUAAAAUAUGCAAUUGUAAAUAUUAUCUAUUUGUUCAGUAUAUAACACCCGAAAUGUAAAUUAAAUUAGUAUCCAUACAAACAUUAAAUUUAAUAGAUAGAAAAUAAAUUAUGAAAUUUCAGAAAUAUCCGACCCCUAUAUUUAUUAUAUUUGCAUAGAAUUUUUUAUCUUACAUGAAAAACCGGUGGUAUCAGAAAUCUAUCAAAAAUGGCCAUACAAUUUUCUAAUAUAUUUCGUACAUUUUUCCAGUUUUCCCAUGUUUUUAUCCAGUUAUUCUAAUUUAUUAUGAAAACAGCUAGACAUUUCAACAAAUGACUUCCUUAAAGUACCUUCCCAGUCAGAUUACCUUUCAGAAAAAGUGAUAUUAAUGCAAAUCAGAGCAAAAUUGCUGGUUGAAAAGUUGUUCACAGAAAAAAAUUAAGUAAAAUAACCAUCAUUGUAAAAUUAAUACAUGAGCUCCUCUCAAAGUCUAAAAUAAAUUUUCAAUUCAAAUUUAUUAAUUAAUAAUAAUUUGUAGAUUUUAGUUAUUUAUUAGAAAUACUUAGUUUGAGGUUAAUAACAGCAACACCGAAAAUAUCUACUAAUAGAUAUUUUUUAUAAACAUUCAAUCAAAUUAUUUAAUUAGUUAUUGUGUACUCAUAUAAUUGUAUAUAAAUAUUUUAAUACUUUUACAUAUAUUAUUUAAUUAUAUGAAAUACUACUAUAUUUUGUAAAUAAAAUUAUUUUCUUCAUGCUAUAAAUAAAUAAUAAUAUAUUUUAUUUUUCAGUAAUUGUUUUGGUACUUAUGAGAAAGGUCUGGAGAAAGAUAUAUUAGCUAUAGAUGUACACCAGCGGUUGUGGAAUUUAUUUUUGGAUGAAAUGAUGAAUAUAAAUGAUUCACCUCGAGUGAAUAAUACAAUUAUUAAAGAUUAUGUUAAUAACAAAAUCGAGCAAAUAUUUUAUAGAGCAUGUUCUGAGAAUAAAAUUCGGAAACCAGAUUAUUUUAUAUUUUGGGUAUGAUUCACAUUUUAUUCUUGAAAUUAUAUUUUAUUUUAAGUUAUAUAAUAUUAAAGCUUCAGGUAAAAAUAACAGUAGCUCAAAUAAGGGUGCCUAGUCCACCCCAAAAAAAACUGGGGUCACCUCAAAAAAAUAGAAUAUAAGUAUAUAAUUUGAAAUAAAGUGGUUAUUAGUAUUUUUUACUUUAUUCAGUAAUUAAGUCAAUAUUUUACAUAAUCGGUGUAUGUCUAUCUUAAAAAUAUUUGGGUUAAGUUUUUACAUCUACAAUAUAUAUCACUGUACUGAGUAACUACAUACAAUAAUAAUACCUACUAAAAUAAAAUAUAUGUUCAAAAAAUUAAUUUUUUGAAGUAUGUAUAACAUAAUAUAAAUAUCAUUAAUGAAGAAAUAUUAAUUAAUUUUGAAAAAAAUAGAAAGAAAUGUACAAUUAAAAAUUUCAAUAUUAUUAAACAACUUAAUACGUAUCCAUAUUUAUACAUACAAUUUGCAAUUGUUAAUUGGAAACACUAUAACUCUGCAUAUAUUAAAUAUAUUUAAAUUCUAUUUAUAUAAUUAUAUUGGAUCCCUAAAAACUUUUUUAUACAUUCAUUAAACUAAUUAUACCAUUUGUAUGCCAUUUAAUUUCACAUAUGUAGAGGUGUCAAGUUUUGAAAAUGUUAUGCUAUGAAAUGUUAUGUUCACUAUUUUAUUAACAUAUGUACAGUUUACCUAAAUCUUACCAUACAUUUCCUAUUUUUAUUUUCUUUAAAUUAUUUGUUAAAUAAUUACUUAAAUAUAAUUGUUUGUGGUUUUUAUGUUAUAAUAUUAUAAUAGUAUUAGUAUCAUGAAAAAUCACAAGAAAAACAAAUUUAAAAAUACCAAUUUAUUUUUGAAAGUUAUAUGUUUUAUAUGGUAAAUGUAUAUUAUGUAUGUUAAAUUCUGAGUGGAGCUAGGAAUGUGUAGGUUUUAUAAUAGUGUUUUAUUUUUUUGUUUUUUUUCCUGUUGAUAACUUUUCUACCAAAAAUUUUAGUUCCUUUUACAUUGAUAGCACUUUUCCUGAAAGGAAAUCUGACUGAGGUGGUACUUUAGGGAUGGCAUUUUUUGAUUCUCAUAGUAAUUUUCCCAAUAAGUAAGAAAAAAGGGAAAAUGUACUAAAUUUAGGUAUUACUAAAAAAUAUUAUUACAUAAAAUAUUUUAUAGAUAUGUAAUUAUUUUGCCAUAAUGUGACACUAUAUAUUGUUGACAUAGUAUAACACUAUUAAUCAAACUUUGCUCAGAAUCGUUGUUCAUUAGCAAUGGUUAAUCAUUGUAUACAAAUAUAUAUUAACUUUCUCCUCUACUUUCCUAACUUCACACCUACAAUAGUGGCUCACCCACAUAUGAAGUAUGACAAUCUUUUCUUUUUUUAUAAUAUGAGAACCAUAAGUAUCUGAGCUCUGUAAUUAUUGAAGUAUAUUCAUUUUUAUUCUAUAUGCAACAUAUAUGUGCAACAUUAAUACAAUAAUAUUUUUUAAUUUAUAUAUAAUACUAUAAUUUAAUUUAUAAAUAUGGACACUACAGGAUAUAGUGUUAUUAUGUAGGCCACUGCUGUAGGUGAAAGUUAAUAAGUAUUAGGGUAAUUUUGUUAAUAUACUGUGCAUGGGGAACAAUUAAUUCAACACAAUUAUAUUAUAUAAUAUAUUAUCAUUAUAUUAUUAUUAUUUAUUAUAUUGCAUUGUUUGUGUUUUGCAUAAACUUUGUCAUGUAUUUGAACUUAAACAAUGAGAACAAUUUGAAUUCAUAUAAUAGUUGUCCUAUGCUUUACCCAUACACAUAGUAUUGAUCUAAAAUGUUCUUAAAAAACAUGUUUUCCUUUUUUUUCGUGACUUAUUAUAUUGUGAUCUAGUUAUCUUGAAAUUUUGAAAAUUGUAUAAUAUCUAGAAUGUAUUUAUAUAAGUUAAAAUUCUGUGAAAAUGAUGUAUAUUUAAUUUUAAAAAAAUGUCCCUUUAAGCCCUCUAUAAAUUUAUCCUAUCUGUGUCGCAUAUACAUAAAAUAAGAUUGAAUACAAAGAUCAUAUUAUCUUGUAUACAGUGUGAUCACAAUAAGUGGAAGUACUCAAUAACUAUGUGCAGGCUUCAUAUAUUUCAAUUCUGCUUUUUCAGCUAACUAAAAAACAUAAUUAUAUACCUUUUUAAAUAAUUAGACUAUUUUCGUAAUUAAUUUUGCACAUAUGCACAAUAAUUUUUUUGACCAUAAAUUAUUAUUUUUUGGAUUUUUUAAUGAAUUAGUUAAACUUUUCUAAGUUAAAAAAAAAAUGGCUGACUUAUAGCAGUUUUAAUAUUUUAUCUUAUUUGCAUGAGUAAAACUGGUAAAACAGAUUAUAAAAGGAUUUGCACUAACUUAAGCUAGUAUUUACACUUCAAUAUCUUCUCCAAUAGCAUUUCCUCGAUUUGGUUGUUGGUUAAUAGCCCCUUUGGGAAAAGAACUGGUGUCUCUUAAAUUUUUUUUAAGUUUAUAAAAAAAAUAUGCGAAGGAGAUUGUCUAUUUGAAUUUAUAAAUAAGAAAGUCAUUUUAUGAGAAAUUAAGCAGAGAGAAUUAAGUUUAUUGUUAAGUCAUAGUUAAUUGGAUAAUGAAGAGCUAGAAGUAUGACAAAACCUAUAUUUCUUUGGCAUUCCUAAUAUGUAAAAAGCAUGUCAACUUUUUCUGAAUUAUUAUCCAUAAUAAGUAAUAACUAAUAAAUAAGUAUUAAAUUUGACUUAAAAACCUAUUUAUAAAUUAUAAUACAAUUACUGAGAUAAGGUUAAUAAAGGUUAAUAGGUAAAACAGGUAUUUCAUAAAUUCGAUAAGUUGGAUAAAUUGGUUAGUUAAUGUUAUUUGUAUUAUUACAUAUUUAUUAUUAUUCACUAAGUACAUAUUUUAUAAUUUGUUUUACCAGUUAUACCCUUGCAAAUAAGAUAAAAUAUUCAAAUAACUCAGCCAUUUUUAACUUAGAAAACAAUUUCAACCACUAAAAGUCAUUAAAAAAUACAAAAAAUAAUUGUGGUUAAAAAUAGGCCAUACCAUUUAAAGGAGAAAGUUAUUUUACACAUGCACAAAAUUAAUUGUCACAAAAAUAGUCUAAUUAUUUGAAAAGGUAUAUAAUUAUGUGUAUUAGUUAGCUGAAAAAGCAGAAUUAAAAUAUAUGAAGUCUGCACAUAGUUAUUAAGUGUUUCCACUUAUCGUGAUGCCACUGUGUACUAUACUAGUUGAUUCACUUUGCUUUGCCAAAAUUAUCUAAUAAUUUUAAGCUGUGCCAACUUUUUAUUAUUUUUACCUUUAUUCCUGUUUUGCUCGCAUCAGUAUAUCAAACAAAAAAAAAAAUAGGGGGAAAUAUAUUGGCUCUUAGGCCCCCCUGGAUAAUAAUAUACUUUUUCAAACAAUUUGUUAGAUUAUGCUAUAUUAGAUUAUGUUAUAUUGUCGAUUGUAAGCUGAAGGUGUCCACUGCUAACAUGGAUUAUAUUUAAUCCAUAAUUGGUGUUGUAGUAUAAUUGACAACUGGUUGUGAAUAAUAAGCCAUUAUAUGUUAUUUUCGUUUAUUUAGAAUAAGACUCCGCUCAUACUCUGUUAAGACAAUGCAUAAAAUGCAUUAAAUGCAUUAAAAUAAAAUUCCAUAGGACAACAACAUUAUGUCAAUUAUAUUUUAAAAUUGACAACUAAAUUUUAAAACCAACAAAAUCAACAUACCUAACUACCGCCAUCUUGUACAUGAUGCAAAACUAAUGACAAUUUAUUUAUUUAUUUAUUUAGGCAAAUCACUCAAAAAACAAUGAGCUAAUUAUAUUACAGAAAUCAGUUGAAGCAUUACCAGACAACAUAAUACUUUGGAAUAAAUUGUUAUCCUAUUUUGUAUCACAUGAUAAUUACAAUGCAAUUAUGGAAACUUUAAAUAAAGCUGUUGAUAUUUUACAAAACAAUUCAUUGCCUUUAUGGGAAGUAGCAGAGCUAUACAUGAUGAAUGUAGAUGAUUGUUAUGUAUGUUCAAAUAAUAGACGCCUAUUACAUUAAGGAUCUGUGUAUUAAACACAUAUUAUGAAUAAAAUAUAAAAUAAUACUUAAAAUACGAAAAUACUAUUAAAAUAUCUACUUUGGUAAUAUUAAACUUUUAUUUUUAAGUGUUAUCAAUUAUUUAAAUCAAAGAUUCUAAUAGUAGGUAUUGUUUUAAUUCUCUAUAGAGAAUAGAAAAGUCUCUAUAGGGAAUAACUAUAGGAUUUCCAUAGUUAUUCUACAAAUAAAUUAAUUUAAUAAUUAUUUAAUUUUGUUUUUUGUAGUUGGAACAAUUUUACGAACAAACCGCAAUUGUAGAACCAUACAGUGAUAUCAAUAAGGUAUUCAGAUUAAAGUAUUUGAAAUGGCGAACUUUGAGAUUUGGAAUAAAGAGUGGACGUUCGAUUUUCAAUAAAUUAUAUCGCCUAGAACCAAAAAGUCUAGAUUUAUACAAGCAAAUGAUUGCAUAUGAAAAUAAUCAUAAUUAUCCUAGAAAUAAAAAGUAUAUAAGAUAUUUGUACAGUGAGGCAUGUUCUGAAUUUGGGGCAAAAAAUAUUGGUAAGUCUGGUCUGAGGACUUGAAUAACAAUAGUUUUUCAAUUAUUAAUUAUUUUAAAUAAUAUUAACAGACAUUUGGGCUGACUGUAUGCGGUUUGAAUAUGCUUGUGGGGUACCGAUAAUGGUAGACAAGAUUUAUAAUGCAUCAAGAGUAUUUUUAGAACCAAAUUUAUUUACAGCUUUAGGGGAACUAAAAAAUAGACUUGAUAUUGAAUUUCAGUAAGAAUUUUAACUUGAUUUUAGCUUUGAUAAUGAAUCUAAAUUAUGUCUGUCUGCUUAUAUAUAAAAUUUAUUUAUUUUUUUUUUUAUUUUAGGAGUAAUACAGAAGUAAUAGAAAUUGAUAGUGACUAAAUUUUUAAAACAUUACAAAAAAAUAUGUAUAUAUUUCAUUUUUAUUUUUCCCA
Messenger RNA from Cinara cedri, 10720 nucleotides. The record is from the annotation of a GenBank genome assembly. NCBI's taxonomy places the organism in Eukaryota, Metazoa, Arthropoda, Insecta, Hemiptera, Aphididae.